GCUCGAGGACGGGCUCGGCGACGCGCAGACGGCGCUGGAGAUGAUCGCGGACGACCCGUCCUCCGCCGACGUCCCGGAGCUCGCGUCGGAGGUCUCCGACGCGGUCAACGCGCUCGAGGGCGCGCUCGAGGCGUGGGAAGCGCGGCGGCUCCUCGGCGGGACGUACGACGCGCUCGGCGCGACGGUGUUCAUAUACGCCGGCGCGGGGGGGACGGAUGCGCAGGACUGGUCGGAGAUGUUGGAGCGGUGUUACCUCCAGUGGGCGGAUCGACGAGGGUUCGCCGUCCGCGUCGAGGCGCGGACGCCCGGGGACGAGGCCGGCUUGAAGUCCGUGACGUUGGAGAUCGAGGGGCGGUACGCGUACGGGUACCUCGCGAGCGAGAAGGGGACGCACCGUCUCGUGCGGACGAGCCCGUUCAACAAAGGCGCGUUCUCCUUUAUACACGCGACGCGGCAGACGAGCUUCGCCGCGGUGGACGUGAUGCCGACGUUGGAGGAUAAGAUCGAGGUGACGACGAUGCGCAGCGGCGGCGCGGGCGGGCAGAACGUGAACAAGGUGGAGACCGCGGUGCGGAUGAAGCACCUCCCGACCGGGAUCGUCGUGCGGUGCGAGGAGGAACGUAGCCAGGCGAUGAACCGCGCCAAGGCGAUUGCGCGGUUGAAGGCGAAGCUCGCCGCCGUCGCGGAGGAGCGGCGGCUCGCGGACGUCGCCGCGGUGCGAGGCGACGUCGUGAAGGCGGAGUGGGGGCAACAGAUCAGGAACUACGUGUUUCAUCCGUACAAGAUGGUGAAGGACGUGCGGACGGGGAUGGAGACGAGCGACGUGGAAGGCGUCAUGAACGGGAAACUCGACGAGUUCCAGAACGCCUGGUUGCGAUGGCGGGCGAGCGAGAAAGACGACGCCUCCUGACUCGCGCGACCGCGUGAGCAUCAGUGCGCAUAGGGCUAUUAAUAAGAUAUUAUUAUUAUUAAAA
Messenger RNA from Micromonas pusilla CCMP1545, 974 nucleotides. RefSeq lists its product as uncharacterized. Gene Ontology annotation, molecular function: translation release factor activity. The coding region runs from base 41 to 910 and encodes 289 amino acids. The transcript is spliced from 3 exons. NCBI's taxonomy places the organism in Eukaryota, Viridiplantae, Chlorophyta, Mamiellophyceae, Mamiellales, Mamiellaceae. The record is from RefSeq and is a predicted model, not a curated record. Gene Ontology annotation, biological process: translational termination.